Molecule: messenger RNA, 2057 nt
Organism: Apis cerana (Asiatic honeybee)
Lineage: Eukaryota; Metazoa; Arthropoda; Insecta; Hymenoptera; Apidae
Product: required for meiotic nuclear division protein 1 homolog
Biological process (GO): positive regulation of mitochondrial translation
Source: RefSeq, a predicted model, not a curated record
UUAUUUUAGUUAUUUUCACUAUAGAAAAAUUUGAUAUGAUAAUAAAAUAAUGAAAUAUAAAAAAUAUAAAAAAUAUAAAAAUAUAAAUAAAUGAAAAUAAUUUAAAUAGCAAAUGUAAAAUAUAUUAAUAAAAUAAGUAAUAAUUUUUCUAUUAAUUAUAAAAUUAUAUAGAAAUAAUUCUAUAUAGAAAUUAUAUAGAAAUAUGUAAUAAUUAUUUUUAUAAUAUUACAAUAUUUUUAUAAUAUUGUAAAUAAAUUUUAGUCCAAGUAUUUUAUGUUAAAAUAUCAAAAAAUUUUAAUAUUUUUUAUUAUAAAAUUUCUUAUAAAAAUAAAAUCUAUUAAAAAUAUAUAUAUAUAUAUAUAUACAUAUAUAAAAUACAAUUUCCUAAAAUGAUAAAAAUUUUUAAUUAUUACGAAUGAUAUUUUAAAAUUCUUAAUCAAAAUUAUGUUGAACAUAUUUGUAAAAAUUAUUUGUAUUAUAAUUAUUUUAAUUUCUAAUAUUCAUUCUUAUUCUUAUUUAAUAUUUUUUUUAGUAUUGUACAUAUUUUUAUACUAUACUAUAGUAUGUAAGUAUGUCACGUUGCAAUUUAUAAACUCACAAAUUCGUUUAUUUCUAACAUAAAUAUUAUUAAGUUUAUUAUUAAAACUAAAGCAUAGAUAUUCAAUUUUUAAUUGAAAUAAAAAAUAAUAAAAAAAAUUAAAUGAAAUAUUUAUUAUUUCAUGUUUGUUAAGUAAAUUAAAAAAAAACUUGUAAAAAUAUUUUUUAGAAUGAAUUGCAUGAUACAUAAAUAUAUUACUUCGAUAUGUAGAAAUAAUAUUAAUUUUGAUACCUAUAGAAAAAUUAAUACUGUUUUCAUAUCAUGUUAUGAUGCUUUAACAACACAUGUAUUUAUGACAAAAUUCAGUUCACAGUUAUAUCAUAAAAAUUCAUUACAUACUACCAAAGUUCGAUUUAAAGAAAUUAAGUCUAAUUUAAAAUUAUUUGAGAAUCAAAAUAAUUAUUCUUCUGUUCAAUUGAAGAAGAGACCGAAAAAAAGAAAAUCCCUUUCUUCCUAUGAAGAAAUUAAUACUUCAUAUCGUAUGAAAGCAUUGGCUACUUCAGAAGAAUAUAAUUUAGAAUCUUUAGUGGAAGGUCUCAUUGAACAAAAUUUAUACAUACCAAGUAGUAUAAAUACAUCUACAACUUCUUUACCAGAUGUUAUACAUGCUGUGGCAAAGUACGAAGUAAACCAUGAACCAAGAGAAAUUUUCUUUUUUCGAGAAGGUACCAUAGUAAUGUGGAAUAUUUCUGAACUUGAAUGUGAAAAUUUAUUAGAAUUCUUAAAAAAAUAUGAACAAAAUCGUUACAUGGAUUAUGAUGUACAAUCUGAGAGUGAAGUGAUGUGUUAUAAUUAUGCAGAACAUGGAAAAAGAAAUCAUAUAAAAAAUGGUAACAUUAUUUUAGCAUUAGAUGCAACAAAAUUAGAUAAAUAUACAUUUUCUAAUGCAAUUGCACAAUCAGUGAAAUUAGGCAUAUGGGAAGCAUCUUUAGAUAAUUAUAUAGAUUCCAUAGAAUUUGUUACUGAAGAUUUAAAAGCUGGUAAAAAGUUAAAAAUGACUCAACAUGAAGUAUUAAAAAAGCAAGGGGAAUUAUUUGCAUUGCGGCAUUCUAUUAAUUUGAGCUCAGAUUUAUUAGAUACUCCAGAUUUCUAUUGGGAAAGGGAAGAUUUGGAACAACUUUAUCAGGAAACUUGUUCGUAUUUUAAUAUUGCAAAACGCACAAGAGUAAUAAAUGAAAAAUUAAAUCAUUGUGUGGAGCUUGUAGCAAUUUUAUCUUCACAUUUAAGCGAUCGCCAUCACAUUCGUUUAGAAUGGAUGAUUAUUAUUCUUAUUAUGGUUGAAGUUGUUUUUGAAAUAUUACAUUAUAUUGAUAAAUAUCUUUCAUAAUGUGAUUAUAUACAAAAAAAUAAUUAAUAAUAAUAAUUAAUAGCAGUCAUUGUAUAUUUAAUUGUAAAAAAAUAGAUAUAUAUUUAUAAAAAUAGAUAUAUAAAAAUAAAAUUUAUAUCAUUGAAAAAAAAA